This is a messenger RNA of Brachypodium distachyon (stiff brome), 2129 nucleotides long. Its product is annotated as oxysterol-binding protein-related protein 4C. Gene Ontology annotation, molecular function: sterol binding. The record is from RefSeq and is a predicted model, not a curated record. Bases 808 to 2049 code for a protein of 413 amino acids. Lineage: Eukaryota; Viridiplantae; Streptophyta; Magnoliopsida; Poales; Poaceae. The transcript is spliced from 6 exons. Gene Ontology annotation, cellular component: intracellular membrane-bounded organelle; cytosol; membrane.
CCUGCCUUUUCUUCCUGCCCGCUUCCACAUUUUACUUGUAUCAAAAGCCGGAUAAAAAACCGCAAAAGUGAUCAAUUAUUUACCCCGCUUUGCUCCUCUUUUGAAAUUAGAAGAAAACUGCCGCGGGCGGAAAAAAAAAUGUCACUGAAGAAUUAUUUUUUUCGAACCGGAGCCUGAAGGACCCAAUCAAUUAAUUAAGAAGAAUCUACUAUCUUUGUUGCAUUUCUCGUCCGCGACGUACGCGUCGUCUCUGAAGCUAAGCAAGAGGCGCAGUGACAAGGACACCUAUGGAUUGACUAUUGAGUUAAUUAGAGUUACAGUGUCUGUCUCUGAGCCUCCUUUUCUUUUCCUUUGCGACCAAGGAGACGCGAACGGAGCUCCAAUCCUGUCUCCUUCCUUUCUUAGCCGCGUCAAGGACGGGACGGCCCGGCGUACACUCCUAGGCAAAUUGCAGCACACGUAGAACCUUUCAUCCUGCAUUGGCCGGCCCGCAGCGGCAGCAUCUCUCUUAUUACAGCGCCCAGCUGCCGGCAAACUGAUCCACUGACUUUUUCUUUCUCACCUUCCUUUAAAGCACACACAUAUACUACCUGCCUCAGAUAUUCGUUCGUUUAUUUCGUUGCAUAUAGACCACACGGGUUUGGUUUUGUUAAUUUGGUGGUUGGGUUUCAUUUCCAUUUCUCCUGGUCAAUUCACGCGGACGGACCAGAAUUUUCAUUGGAACCUCCUCCCCUAGCUCAUCCCCUUCGACUCCAAGCAAACGAGACCAUCUGACGGUCUGACCUGAAUCUAGCAAGAGCAUAAAACAUGGCACCAUGGGGACGACGACGACGACGAGCGAGCGGAGCUUCCUUGGUUGAGUCAGAGGGCGAGCCCGCAAUGGUGGACGCGGAGGCGACAUUAUCAUCAACGGCGACGGCGGUGCUGACGGCGCCGCUGUCACUGGAAGGCGGGCUGGCGGCGGAGCUCCGACCGGCCAACCUCGUGCAGCGGGUGCUCAGCCUCUUCCGCAACGUGCGCCCGGGCUCCGAUCUCUCGCACUUCCAGCUGCCGGCCACGUUCAACCUGCCCAAGUCGCAGCUCCAGCUGUACGGCGAAGGCGUCUACUGCACCGGCGACGACCAUCUGAGCCGCUGCGCCACAGGCAAGGACAGCCUCGAGCGGCUCACGGCGGUCGUCGCGUGGAGCAUCUCGACGACUAGGCCGCCCAUCUUCGGCUUCGCUCCUUACAACCCUGUCCUCGGGGAGACCCACCAUGUCUCCAGAGGGUCACUCCAUGUCCUCCUUGAGCAGGUGUCUCAUCAUCCCCCGGUCUCCGCGCUUCAUGCGACCGAUGAUGGCGGGAACGUCGAGCUCCUCUGGUGCCAAAUUCCAAAUCCAAAAUUCAAUGGCGCCAGCAUAGAGGCAACAGUGAAAGGCAAGAGGCAAGUGAAGCUUCUGAAGUUCAAUGAGACAUAUGAGGUGGACUGUCCCAACCUGCUCAUAAGGCUACUGCCUGCGCCAUCCGUCGAGUGGUCCGGGACUGUCAGGAUCGCCUGCAAGGACUCCGGUCUCGAGGCCGAGCUGUGCUACUACCGGAGCCACUCGUUCCUGGGGCUGGGAGGCGAUGCGAGGUGCAUAAAGGGCAAAGUGUUCUGUUCAUCGAGCCCGCAGGACACGGUCUGCGAGAUCGAUGGCCACUGGGACAGGACCGUCUCGCUCAAGGAUGUUGGCAGCGGGGAGGUCUCGGUUCUCUACGAUGCGAAGAGCGCCAUUGGUAACCUCACCACGCCAGAGGUUAAAGAUCAAGAGGGGUUGUCACCUUCGGAAUCGGCAUUGGUCUGGGGCGAGGUCAGCGAAGCUAUCCUGGCAAAAGAUUGGGAGAAAGCUAGCGAGGCGAAGCGUCGCGUCGAGGACACAGCUAGGAAGCUUGAGAAGGAGAGGAAUGAGAAGGGGGAGGUGUGGAUGCCCAAGCACUUCUCACUGUCUCAGGACAAGAAUGGAAGCUGGGAGUGCUGGCCAUUGGAUAAAUCAGUGCGUCCAGCUCCUAUUAUUGUCCCUUCUUCAUGACAGUAGCUAGAGAUUACCUGUAACAGAUGUUGUUGUUGUUGUUAUAUAAUAAUAAAGCUGAUGAUUCUUUACAUGUUUUA